CUUACACUACAUACUGUAUAUGAAGCUUUCUUUCAUUUUCCAUAACAACUAUCUUGUAUUUACAUUGUAUUGUAUUUUAUUAACAAUUAUUUUGAUCUUUUUGUAACAGCAAAUGAUUACAGUCUGUUUGGUUACAUCAGAGGAAAUGACAUCACUCACAACAAUUCGCGCAAAUGAACCAGCAUUUCUAGUAGCAUUACUUCGCCGAGCACAAUGAAGCUUAACUUCUCUUGUACCGUGUUCUGUGCUUUUCUAUUGAUUAAUUCCUUCAGGAUGGGUGUCAAUGAAACCUGCGUACAAUCUAAAAUGCACUGCAACAACAAUAAGACCAAUGAAGGCUACAAGCUCUCCAAUGGAUGUAAACCGGAGUACAGAGACAACGUCAACCACGUAGUAGAGGUUUAUCAAAAGGGAGAACCUAUCGGCUGGUACAUAAAUAAUACUCAUUACUGGAAAGACACAGUGGCAAGAAUGGACUACGACGUUACUGUGCUAAAAACCUGCACAAACACAACAAUCAAGUGCAAGCUUGACAAUAUCUGUACGGACUAUAUAAUGAUCGACGUGAUGACAAAUGAGCCAGCAACUACCCUGGAUCCCCACAACGUCACCCAUCCCUUGACCACUUAUGAAGAUCAGAGUGACAAACAACACAACAACACCGGAAUGAUCGUUGGCAUUGUGAUUGGUGUCCCGGUUAUCGCGGGAAUUGCCGUGAUUUUGUGGCGUUACUGCAAUCCGAGAAAGCAGAAUUGUGGUGCAACAGUUCCAGACUGUCUUCAUCUGCUAAACAAAUAUCGCCAGGGGCAACAGUGUGACGAUCAACAGUGUGAUGAUCGCAAUAAAGAGCAAGAUGACAGGAAUGCAAGAACCUCUGAGGAUGUCGGAACAGAGCGAACUCCUAUGGUUCCUAGACCUGGUCACAAACAAUUGGAAAUGCAAAACAAUGUUCAUUGAAUGUACAUUGAAACGGCGCAUUCUGCAAUAUACUGCUGUGGAAUCAAUAUCUGGCAUGAAGAACCAAAGAAAGAAUAUACACACGAUAACAUUAAAUAAUGACAUGAAUUAGGGUUGGGCGAUCUAUUUAGUGUAUCGGUAUAUAUUCUUCCAAUGAUCAGAUACCAACUUAAUCAAUACAUCUGAUCUGAUAUCAAUAGAAUCAAUUAAUCAAUAGAAAUGAUCAAAUGUAAACAAGCCGAUUUAAUGACAUAGCAACGCAGCGGAUAUACAAGAUGAAUGAAAUGCUGCUAGAGGCUGCCAUCCCUUCAGAAGAGUGAUCCGCUUUCUUAUCAAUAAAUACAAUUAUGUGGCCUAAGGGUUAUGGCUUUUAUACAAAACUCGGCUGAAUUAAAAAAAAAAAUUGUUUCGUAUCGUGAUACAUGCCAAAAAUAUAAUGAUAUAGAAUACGGUCCAUAUCGCCCGAUCGUUAGAAAAUAAUAAGUGAAAAAAAAAAGUGAUAAUUAUAGGUUAUCACAUGGUUUGUCUGGUAUCAGGCCAGGUAUCAUGCCCUCAAGCGUCAGUAUCAGCCCAAGCGUCAGUAUCAGCCCAAGGUCAAUUGGGCAGCCAAUUGAUGACAUAGCAACGCAGCGGAUAUACAAGAUGAAUGAAAUGCUGCUAGAGGCUGCCAUCCCUUCAGAAGAGUGAUCCACUUUCUUAUCAAUAAAUACAAUUAUGUGGCCUAAGGGUUAUGGCUUUUAUACAAAACUCGGCUGAAUUUAAAAAAAAUUUGGCAAAUGGCAACAAACAUCACAAUUCGCCAUCAAAGAAACCCGACCAUUCUUGGCUCAGACUCCUCACAUGUGCUGCUCUAAAAUCAAAACCUGCCAUCAUCAAAAUUCUUGCCCUCUUCCUUAUUCAUAAUGUGAACAACUACAGAAAAAAAAUCCAAAUUGGGCAUUACGGAUAGGAACGGCAAUAUGACCACCUGCAGCAUCUCAUUUUGUAAUAAUGGAAAGAACAAGAGCACUGAUGGAUGCGGUGGACGCAUACACAGAUACACAGACACAGUAUAAUAAUAAUCAUAAUAUAUAUAUAUAUAUUUAUAUCAUAUGUCGUAUCGUGAUAUGUGCCAAAAAUAUAAUGAUAUAUGCUAAGGUCCAUAUGACCCGACCUUUAGAAAAUAAUAAGUGAUAAGUCAUACAUUCACCUUUACAUCAUCAAAUGGCAACAAACAUCACAAUUCGCCAUCAAAAAAACCCCACCACUCUUGGCCCAGACUCCUCGUCAAAAUUCUUGCCCUCUUCCUUAUUCAUAAUGUGAACAACUACAGAAAAAAAUCCAAAUUGGGCAUUACCGAUAGGAACGCCAAUAUGACCACCUGCAGCAUCUCAUUUUGUAAUAAUGUAAAUUCACCCAAGACAAUACACCCAAGGUAUGCGGUGGACGCAUACACAGAUGCAUUAUAUACAUAAUAUAAUGUAUAAUACAGUAAACCUCGGAUAUAUCGGAUUCAAUUGUUCCCACUGGUUUUGUCCGAUAUAAGCGAAAUCCGUUAUAUGCGUAUACCGGAAAAUGUCCGUUUUACGCAUAUAUCGGAUUUAUAUCCGGUAUAUGCGUAAAUCGGAUUUUUUCCGUUAUAAAAAGGCACUUCCUUGACUAUGUUUCCAAUGUACCUGGACUGGGCAAUGAAAAGAGACGUAAGGUAAUGAGAAUUUAACUUUAUUGGACUCUGAGCAUAUAUAUAUAUAUAUAUAUAUAUAUAUUAUAAGUAAUGAUUAUGAAUAAAUAUUCCAUAUUCCAUAAUCUAAUCUAAUCUAAUUUUCUCAGCUAUAUCUUGCUUGCUUAAUGGCUUUUAGUGAAAGGGAACCAUAUAACACAAGUUAGUUGUAACUCAUGCCAUAUAUGGGCAUGUGCAUUUAUAGGGAUCGCAAUACACACACUUGCAUUACACCACAUUAGGGAACCGCUUCUAUAAUCCUAUGAUAUUAGUACAAAAGUGUUGUAGUUGUAUUCGACAUUCUGUAUUGGUGCAGAACAUAUUGAUGUUGAUGUAACAAGAUAUGUAUGUCAUGUGAUAAUGUAACCAAACAUUACAAGAAUGUUAAAUAACUGCAAAGGGAAAGGCUUCUUUGGACUCCUCCUACGGUGUUUUAUUGGUGGUGUACACCAUUGUCACCCAGAACUGCAUUAUGAAUUGGACUACCCCAUGUAAUCUUCUGAGGAAUGGAAAGAAGAAACCAUUUACCAUCGGACAAGCAUGGACUAUAAAUUUACCACAACCUCACUGGCGAGUUAGGAGGAGAAGAAUACAGUUUUCUCCCUGAACCAUCUCGGGAGCAACUGAGAGACUGGAGAACUUCCGGAAGGACCUGAAGUUGGACCAGGAUUAGGAUUAUGCAUUUGCGGUGAAGUUUUACUUGUGGAACUAUUUGCCUUAACCUCCGACAUUAACUGGUGUCAGAUUAUGUGACUGUUCUUCUGAUCCAGAUAUAUGUGACGAGAGCUCAUGUGUCAUCUAUCAGGCUAGUUUUACAUGUAUUUUUAUUUCUUUAUAGUUUUAUUGCUUAUACGCCCUUGCUAUUCUAUUAAACUCCUUUCCAUUUUAACAAAAGAGUGUCACCCUGAGUCAUGUGUGUUAUGAAAGAGUAAGCAAUUCAAGAAAAAAUCCUUUCAAUAUAUUCUAGUACAGGGCGGCACGGCGGUCUAGUGGUUAGUGCGCAGACCUCACAGCUAGGAGACCAGGGUUCAAUUCCACCCUCGGCCAUCUCUGUGUGGAGUUUGCAUGUUCUCCCCGUGCGGUAGAAAAUGAAUGAAUGAAUAUUCUGGUACUGUGUAUUUAAAAGAAUCAACAGGUCCCUCUGAUCUGUGUCCUAAUCAAGACCAACCAACUAACCAAUCGGGGACACAGCUAUAAAUUAGAGAGUUCAGCAAUGCAUGUAGUGCGGCCACCUUUUAGGGUUGGGUAUAGUUUGAAUUUUAACAAUUCUGAUUCCGGUUCUUCAUGAUUCUUCGAGGCAGGGUCAUACAAGUUUACAUUAAAUUAAGGAUCGACGGAUACAUCGGCCGGCUAUAUAUCGGGCCGAUAUUUGCGUUCUUUACUUGAAUCGGUAUUGGCCGAUACGCGUGUGGGUUCACCGAUAUAUUUUUCUGCCGCAUGAUUUACAGACAGGCAUCCGCCAGGCAGCUAUGUGUUGCCUGAGGACCCUGCAACACACGCAGCCGCGGCACCCCGCCGCCA
This is a messenger RNA of Doryrhamphus excisus (bluestripe pipefish), 4177 nucleotides long. Lineage: Eukaryota; Metazoa; Chordata; Actinopteri; Syngnathiformes; Syngnathidae. The record is from RefSeq and is a predicted model, not a curated record.